GGCCCGGGCCAGCGCCGGGGCCGCCGCUGCCGGAGGAGGACUGCAUGAAGCUGAACCCGUCGUUCACGGGCAUCGCGCUGCGCUCGCUGCUGGCCAUCGACCUGUGGGCCUCCAAGCGGCUCGGCGUGUGCGCCCGCGAGGGCUCGGCAUGGGGCAGCGCCCGGCCGCUCAUGAAGGUCAUCGAGGUGUCCGGCCACGGCAUCCCCUGGCUGCUCGGCACCGCCUACGGGCUCUGCCGCAGCGACAGCUCGCCUGGCCGUGAGGUGCUGCUCAACCUGCUCUUCGGACCCUCACAGGACUCCUGCCUCUUCUUUCCAAGGCAGCUGACCAUGGCAAAGAAGAGAGUUGCAAUCAUAGGAGGUGGGUCGAGUGGACUGUGCGCCAUCAAAUCCUGUUUGGAUGAGGGGAUGGAGCCUGUCUGCUUCGAGAGGACUAAUGACAUUGGAGGGCUCUGGAGGUAUGAGGAAAAUCCUGAAGAGGGCAGGGCGAGUAUCUACAAAUCAGUCAUCAUCAACACAUCUAAGGAGAUGAUGUGCUUCAGUGACUUCCCCAUCCCAGAUGAUUUCCCCAACUAUAUGCACAACUCAAAAAUCAUGGAGUAUUUCCGCAUGUACGCCAAGCACUUUGACCUUCUGAACUAUGUCCGUUUCAAGACCAGUGUGUGCCAUGUGACAAGACGUCCAGAUUUCUCUACAACAGGACAGUGGGAUGUUGUCACGGAGACAGAUGGGAAGCAGGAGUCAUCCAUCUUUGACGGGAUCUUGGUUUGCUCUGGUCACCACACUUAUGCCCAUUUGCCACUACACACCUUCCCAGGGAUUGAAAAGUUCAGAGGUUGCUACUUGCACAGCCGCGAAUACAAGAACCCCCAAGAGUUCUCAGAUAAGAGAGUCAUUGUGAUUGGCAUUGGGAAUUCAGGAGGUGACCUGGCCGUGGAGAUCAGCCACACAGCCAAACAGUGCCUUGUGGGAAGAACCCAGAACUUCAUAGCCAGGCAUGAACCUGCACGUGGCUGGAAAAACAUUUUGCCAAGAAAGGAAUCACAACAGUGUUUAAAAAGAUGCAAGGAAUUUCUGUGUCUGGGGGACAGCAUUGACUUCAAUAUUGGUGCAAAAGAGGAAGAAAUUGCUGAGGAAAUAAAUACAAAGGUUUUCCUCAGCACCAGGAGGGGAGCAUGGAUAUUAAAUCGUGUUGGAGAUGAAGGCUACCCAAUGGAUAUCGUGCUCAGUACUCGUCUGAAUGCUGUCCUCAACAAAUUCUUGGCCACAUCCAUGGUUAACAAAUGGGCAGAAAAGAGAUUAAAUGCCAGAUUCAGUCACUCACACUAUGGUCUACAGCCUACACACAGGAUUCUCAACCAGCAUCCAACUGUCAAUGAUGACCUGCCAAACCGUAUCAUCUCUGGCAAAGUGCUAGUGAAACCAAACGUGAGCGAGUUCACUGAAACUGCUGCUAUCUUCGAAGAUGGUACCAAAGAAGACAACAUUGAUGCGGUUGUUUUUGCUACAGGAUACAGCUUCUCCUUCCCUUUCCUUGAGAGCUGUGUCGAAGUGGUCAAUAACCAGAUCUCUCUGUAUAAGUUUGUCUUUCCGCCUCACCUGGAGAAACCAACACUGGCUUUCAUUGGCCUUGUCCAGCCACUAGGGGCCAUCAUGCCUAUCUCGGAGCUCCAGUGUCGUUGGGCCACACGUGUGUUCAAGGGACUGAACUCACUUCCAUCUAUGAGUGACAUGAUGGCUGAUAUUACCCAGAAGAAAGAGGAAAUGGCAAAACGGUAUGUGAAGAGCCCACGCCACACCAUCCAAGUUGAUUUUGUUCAAUACAUGGAUGAAAUUGCCAGCCUGACAGGGGUCAAGCCCAACGUACUGUCUCUCUUUCUAACGGAUCCUAAGCUAGCCAUGGAGGUUUUCUUUGGCCCAUGCACACCGUACCAGUACCGCCUGAGUGGGCCAGGGAAGUGGGAUGGAGCCAGAAGAGCCAUCGUGACUCAAAAAGAGCGGAUCAUCAGGCCCAUGAAAACCAGAAGUAUAGGGGAUUCUACCAGCUAUUCCUCAGUACCCUUUUUACUUAAGAUUGUUUGUGUUGUUGCUCUCUUUGCAGUAAUUCUUGCUUACUUUUAACUGCUUAUCUUCUGCCUUGUUGCAUAUGAAAAAGGGAUUGUGUUAAACUUGAACUUCUGGAUCUCUGUUGGUUUAUAACUUUACCUCUGCCACUUGAGCUCGUGCCCUUCCUUGUUUGACAUGGCUGCUCAAAACUGUUUUGACUAGGACCACUCUUCUUGUAUAAGAAUUGAGGUCUUUGGUUCUGAUAAAUAUUUCUUUGAUCAGUAGCAAAAAAAAAUGUAUCUCAGCAUGAGACUGAUGUCAGUGUCAGUUAAAAAAAUAUCCAUUGCUUAUCACGUUUCUGGAAAAUCACCCUUUGACCCUAUUGCACACUGCUGAUGUACUGAAAGCAAGGCCCUAGUUUAGGCUGACUUUUUUUUUCUCUGAAUGCAGAAAUUCAAUCCCUUUGUUAUAUAUGAUUUGUAGCACUUAACUCCCAGGAGCACAGAAUUAUUUUUUUCUGGAAAUUGGCAAGGGAAUCUGGUACGUAAUUGAUUUUCAGCUCAAACUAUUAUCUUAAAAAACAAUCCUUUAAAAUGUGCUUGUCGGGCUUUUCUCUUCAUCCAAAAUGAUCUUCAUGCUGGAAUAAAGCAAGCACUUGGGACUUUCGAUAGAGCUAAAAAUAAUUGAAAACUUGAGUGAAAGCUAUAUGUGAAGAAACAAGGUGGGAAUUAAGUCAAGUUAUUAACUAUUGCGGUACCUGAUUAUUAUGAUUCUACAGCCUACAGACAAACCCUGGCCAUCAACUCAAGAAAUUUUAAUUUGAGCCUUUGUGACGUUAGCCAAAACUCAACUAAUCACCUGAAAUAGGCAGAAUAACUAAAAGUGUGAUUUCUAAGAACUGUAUUUGUAAAUUUGUCAAAGGUUUCCACCGCCUUCAAGAGCAGCUCUUCUCUCUUUUUGUAUACAUGUGAAUAAAUAUAAAAACAU
This is a messenger RNA of Alligator sinensis (Chinese alligator), 3032 nucleotides long. Its product is annotated as dimethylaniline monooxygenase [N-oxide-forming] 5-like. Bases 45 to 2120 code for a protein of 691 amino acids. Lineage: Eukaryota; Metazoa; Chordata; Crocodylia; Alligatoridae. The transcript is spliced from 10 exons. The record is from RefSeq and is a predicted model, not a curated record. Gene Ontology annotation, molecular function: N,N-dimethylaniline monooxygenase activity; NADP binding; flavin adenine dinucleotide binding.